AUGGCCAGGAAGCUUACUGUCUUGGAAGUCCUUCUGAUCAUCUUCAUCCUGAUUGCAGUAGUUGCAGACAUCCUGUUGCUGCUUCUUGUGUUGGAAGAUCCUUCAGGUUCUUCGUUUACUCCAGAGUGCCCCAAGAUCCCCCAAUCAGAAAGGAUAGACUGCGCACCUCACCAAAUGGUGACAGAGGAUAUCUGCAGAAGGCAGUAUAAGUGUUGUUGGAAUCCUGUGGCAGAUACCAAUGCCCCUCGGUGCUUCUUCCCUAGGAACUGGGGCUACGAAGUCAGCAGUGGCCUUAGAAAUACAACCACAGGGUUUAUUGCCCAGUUAAAAAAGAUACCAUCCCCACCUCUAUUUGGAAAUGAUGUCAGUGAUGCCCUCUUCACAGCUGAAUUGCAGACAUCCAAUCGUUUUCACUUUAAGAUUACUGAUAACAAUGAGAUUCGUUAUGAGGUACCCCAUGAAAUCAUCAAACCCAGUAACGGGACUGCGGAUUCCUCCAGCUUGAGCUACCACAUAGAGGUCACCAAUAAGCCCUUCAGCAUCAAAGUAUUGAGGAUGAGCAACAAAAGAGUCUUGUUGGACACGAGCAUCGGGCCCCUCCAGUUUGCCUAUCAGUACCUGCAGCUGUCUUUCCGCCUACCCAGCACCAAUGUGUACGGGCUAGGAGAGCACGUGCACCGGCAGUACCGCCACAACAUGAACUGGAAAACCUGGCCCAUCUUCACGCGGGACACAGCGCCCACCGCGGGCCUGAUCAAUCUAUAUGGAGCACAUACAUUCUUCUUGUGCCUUGAAGAUGCCAGUGGCUUCUCUUUUGGAGUUUUUCUGAUGAACAGUAAUGCCAUGGAGGUUGCCCUUCAGCCUGCUCCUGCAAUCACUUACCGCACAAUUGGAGGCGUUCUUGACUUUUAUGUGUUUCUGGGAAACACUCCAGAGCAAGUGGUUCAGGAAUACCUGGAGCUUGUUGGGCGACCAUUCUUGCCUUCCUACUGGAGUCUUGGGUUCCAGCUUAGUCGCAGGGAUUAUGGAGGCAUCACUGGGUUGCAAAAGGUUGUGAGCCGAAAUCGUGAAGCUGGGAUCCCAUAUGAUGUCCAGUACUCAGACAUAGACUACAUGGAUGGAGGAAAAGAUUUCACUAUUAAUGAGCAAGCUUACCUCAACCUUUCAGAUUUUGCCAAAGAAUUACAUGGAAAUGAACAGAAAUACAUAAUUAUCAUGAAUCCUGGCAUCUUGAAGAACUCUACCUAUACGACCUACAACAAUGGAAGCAUAAAGAGAGUGUGGGUCUUGGAAAGCAAAGGCUUUGCAGUCGGGGAGGGAUACCCAGGGCAAGUAGUCUUUCCUGAUUUCAGCAAUCCAGUGUGUACCCAGUGGUGGACAGAGGAACUCGCUGACUUUCAUAACCGCCUGGAGUUUGAUGGAGUGUGGAUUGAAAUGGAUGAAGUCUCUAGCUUUCUCCAAGGUUCUAAUCAGCAGUGUGAAUCAAAUAUCUUGAACUUUCCUCCUUUUACUCCCAACAUUGUGGACGGCUUGCUGUUUGCCAGGACCCUCUGCAUGGACACAGAAUUUCACUGGGGCUUUCACUAUGAUGUCCACAGCUUAUAUGGCUACUCCAUGGCAAAAGCUACAGACACUGCUCUGCAGACCAUCUUCCCCAGUAAAAGGAACUUCAUCUUAUCUCGUUCAACUUUCGCUGGAUCUGGCAAAUUUGCUGCUCAUUGGCUGGGAGACAAUGCAGCCACAUGGGAUGACCUCCGGUGGUCAAUCCCCAGUAUCCUUGAAUUCAACCUAUUUGGUAUUCCCAUGGUAGGUGCUAACAUCUGUGGUUACACAAGAAAUGUCACAGAAGAGCUCUGCAGAAGGUGGAUGCAGCUAGGAGCAUUUUAUCCACUAUCAAGAAAUCACAAUGGACCUGGUUUCCGUGACCAGGACCCAGCUGCCUUUGGGUUUGACUCUCUGCUAUUGAAUUCCUCCAGACAUUAUCUGAAUAUCCGCUACAUGUUGCUGCCUUAUCUCUACACCCUCUUCUACCGUGCUCACACUCUGGGGGAGACGGUAACAAGGCCCUUGGUGCAUGAGUUCUACAAUGACCCAAUCACAUGGGAUGUGCAUGAGCAGUUCUUAUGGGGGCCUGGACUCCUCAUCACGCCUGUUUUAUAUGAAGGUGUGGAUCACUUGAAAGUUUACAUACCAGAUGCCAUCUGGUAUGACUAUGAGACUGGAGUGGCUGUUCAAUGGAGGAAGCAGUUUGUGAAUAUGCUGCUCCCAGGUGACAGGAUAGGGCUCCACCUUCGAGGGGGCUACAUAUUCCCCACCCAGCAGCCAAGCACAACCACGGAGACAAGCCGGAAGAAUUCUCUGGGACUCAUUGUUGCCUUGGACUAUAAGAGAGAAGCAAAAGGACAGCUGUACUGGGAUGAUGGUGUGGCGAAAGAUGCUGUAGCUAAAAAGCAGUAUAUUCUGUAUGAUUUCUCUGUUACUUCUAACCGUCUACAAGCAAAGAUUACAAAUAAUAAUUACGUGGACCCCAACAACCUCACAUUUACAAAUAUCAGAAUCCUCGGAAUGGACAAGGAGCCAACUAACUUUACUGUCUUAUCUAACAGUGCUGCCAUCCCCAUUUCAAGCAUUGUCUACAAUGCUUCAAUACAGGUGGUGACCAUCACUGAUCUGAAGGGACUGGCCCUGGGACAAGAAUUCUCUAUCGAAUGGAAUCUGCCAGUCAGUGACCUGGAGAAGUUCAGGUGCUACCCGGAGAAUCCAGUUUCUGAGGAGAGCUGCAGGCAGCAGGGGUGCCUUUGGGAGCACACAACUACUCCUGGCGUGCCCAACUGUUACUAUGACACCAUCCCUCGCUAUGCUGCCAGUAACAUUCAGUACCUGCCCACAGGCAUCACCGCAGACCUUAGCCUCCUGGAGACCCCAGCAUCUACACGAGCAGGAGCAGCUCCACUGUCACCAGAAGCAGCCUCUAUUGUCCCUCUCUCUGGAGAGAUCAGUUCCCUCAAACUGGGUGUGGUCUACCACACAGAGAACAUGGUGCAGGUCAAGAUCUAUGAUUCCACUGAUAAAAGGUAUGAGGUUCCAAUACCUCUGAACACCCCUCCCUCACCAGUUGACUCCCCUGAGAACUGCCUGUAUGAUGUCAGGAUUCAGACCAAUCCUUUUGGAAUCCAGGUUCUACGCAAAAGCUCCGCUACUGUGAUCUGGGAUUCUCAACUCCCUGACUUCACCUUCAGUGACAUGUUCCUUUCCAUUUCCACUCGCCUCCCCUCUCAAUACAUCUAUGGCUUUGGGGAAACUGAGCACACGAUGUUCAGAAGAAACAUGAGCUGGAACACGUGGGGGAUGUUUGCCUGUGAUAAUCCACCAGAGUACAAGAAGAAUUCCUAUGGUGUCCAUCCUUACUACAUGGCAUUGGAAGAAGAUGGCAGUGCCCAUGGAGUGCUCCUGCUGAACAGCAAUGGCAUGGAUGUGACACUCCAGCCCACUCCUGCCCUGACAUACCGCACUGUAGGAGGGAUUUUGGACUUUUAUAUGGUUUUGGGGCCAACGCCUGAGCUUGUAACUCAGCAGUACACUAAGUUGAUUGGUCGACCAACAAUGAUUCCAUACUGGGCCUUGGGAUUCCAGCUGAGUCGCCAUGGAUACCAGAGUGAUUCGGAAAUUUCCAAUUUGUAUGAUGGAAUGGUGGCAGCCCAGAUUCCCUAUGAUGUCCAACAUGUAGACAUUGAUUACAUGGACCGGAAGCUGGACUUCACCCUCAGCCCCAGCUUUCAAAACCUUGGUCUCCUGAUUGAGCAAAUGAAGAAAAAUGGCAUGAGAUUUAUUCUCAUUCUGGACCCAGCCAUUUCUGGCAAUGAGACACAUUAUCUCACAUUCACAAGAGGACAGGAAGACAACGUGUUCAUCAAAUGGCCUGACACCAAUGACAUUGUAUGGGGAAAGGUUUGGCCAGAGCUGCCCAAUGUCAACAUAGAUGAGUCCAUUGACCACGAGACUCAGGUUAAGCUGUACCGGGCCCGUGUUGCUUUUCCUGACUUCUUUCGUAAUAGCACAACUGCGUGGUGGAAGAAUGAGAUACAAGAGCUCUAUGCAAAUCCUCGAGAACCAGAGAAGAGCUUGAAGUUCGAUGGGUUGUGGAUUGAUAUGAAUGAACCAUCAAACUUUGUGGAUGGAUCUGUUGAGGGUUGCCGCAGUGAAAUUCUCAAUAACCCACCCUACAUGCCACUUUUGGAAUCUAGGGACAAAGGCCUGAGCAGUAAGACCCUGUGCAUGGAGAGUGAGCAGAUCCUUCCAGAUGGCUCCCGGGUGCGACACUACGACGUGCACAGCCUGUAUGGGUGGUCCCAGACCAGGCCCACCUAUGAAGCUGUGCAGGAGGUGACAGGACAGCGAGGAAUCGUCAUCACCCGCUCCACAUUCCCCUCUUCCGGCCGCUGGGCAGGACACUGGCUGGGGGACAACACGGCCGCGUGGGACCAGCUGGGGAAAUCGAUCAUUGGCAUGAUGGAGUUCAGUCUCUUCGGAAUUCCUUAUACAGGAGCAGACAUCUGUGGGUUCUCUGGAGAUGCCGAAUAUGAGAUGUGUAUUCGCUGGAUGCAACUGGGGGCCUUUUAUCCAUUUUCCCGGAACCACAACACCAUCGGGACCAGGAGACAAGAUCCCGUAGCCUGGAAUUCAACCUUUGAGAUGUUCUCAAGAAAAGCCCUGCAAACCAGGUACACCCUGCUGCCUUAUCUCUACACUCUGAUGCACAAAGCUCACGCUGAGGGCAGCACUGUCGUUCGACCCCUUCUCCAUGAGUUUACAGAUGACAGAUCAACUUGGGAUAUAGACCGUCAGUUCAUGUUGGGCCCUGCCGUCUUGGUCAGCCCUGUGCUGGAAAGUAACACUUUUGAGGUCAGAGCUUACUUUCCCAGAGCCUGGUGGUAUGACUACAGCACGGAAUCCUGCCAUAAAUCUACAGGUGUUUGGGAGAUACUGAAAGCUCCCCUCGACCACAUCAACCUUCAUGUCAGAGGAGGCUACAUUCUGCCUUGGCAAGAGGCUGCAAUGAACACUUAUUCCAGUCGACAAAAUUUUAUGGGAUUGACUGUUGCUUUAGAUGAGGAUGGGAAAGCUGAAGGUCAGAUAUUCUGGGAUGAUGGACAAAGCAUCGAUACCUAUGAAAAUGGAAACUACUUCCUGGCCGACUUUAUAGCAGCUCAGAAUACCUUGCAAGUCCACGUCAUACACAAUAACUAUUUAAGUGACUCAAAUCCUCUGAAAGUUGGAUAUAUUAAAGUUUGGGGUGUGAACUCUACGUACGUGACACAAGUCAUUUUCACCUAUGACAAUCAACAAUUCAUAGAGACCAACUUGAAGAGUGACCCUUCCAAUCAGACACUAAUUAUCCAAUUAACUGACAAGAAUAUCAACCUGGAAAAAUUAACUGAGGUUAUUUGGACUCAUGAUGAUCCUGUAGUUACCACUUCAACUAUGACAAGUGCCAGCCCCAGGAGUACCCACCCACCUCCAUCUACUACUGAGGCCACCAGUGCUGAGACUAUCACUAGUUCCAGUAGUGCAAACGCUGCUGGAGUAGUGAGCACUACUGUCACUGUUCCAAUCACAAGCACACCUUCUGCAAGUUCUACUCAGGUUGCCACUACUCCUACUGUUCCCGAUACAACCACUCUAUCCCCUCCAUGUACUACUACCACAACAGCUACUGCCACUGUCCCUGUCACAUCCACACAUUAUACACCAACAAAUACUACCAACGUCACCACUAGUACUACUACCCCUGAUACUACUCCUUUCCCCACUCCUGUGAGCACUAGUAGCACUCGUGCUACUGUUCCUGCCAGCACCAUUCCUUUACCAACAAAUUCUACCAACGUCACCACUAGUACUACUGUCCCGGAUACUACUCCUUUCCGCACUCCUGUGAGCACUAGUGCUACUGUUCCUGUCAGCACCGUUCCUUCCCAAACAAAUACCACCAAUGUCACCACUAGUACUACUGCCCCUGAUACUAGUCCUUUCCCCACUCCUGUGAGCACCAGUGCUACUGGUCCUGUUAGCACCUUUCCUUCCACAACAAAUACCACCAAUGUCACCACUAGCACUACUGCCCCUGAUACUAGUCCUUUCCCCACUCUUGUGAGCACCAGUGCUACUGGUCCUGUUAGCACCUUUCCUUCCACAACAAAUACCACCAAUGUCACCACUAGCACUACUGCCCCUGGUACUACUCCUUUCUUCACUCCUGUGAGCACUAGUGCUACUGUUCCUGUCAGCACCAGUCCUUCCCAAACAAAUACUACCAACGUCACCACUAGUACUGCUACCCUUGAUGCUACUCCUUUUCCCACUCCUGUGAGUACCAGUGCUACUGUUCUUGCCAGCACCAUUCCUUUCCCAACAAAUACUACCAAUGUCACCACUAGUACUACUGCCCCGGAUACUACUCCUUUCUCCACUCCUGUGAGCACCAGUACUACUAUUCCCAAUGUUACUGUUCCUGUCAGCACCAUUCCUUCCCCAACAAAUACUACCGACGUCACCACUAGUACUACUACCCCUGAUACUACUCCUUUCUCCACUCUUGUGAGCACUAAUGCUAUGAACACUACUGAUGUGAUAACUGCUCCUACAAGUUCUGAUGUUGCUAAUACUACCACUGAUGUUUCUACUACAAAUUCUUCUUCCCUUAUUAUGUCUGCUGGUGAUGGCCCUAGUAGUGCUGUUACUCCAAUCACUACUGUUUUUGGUAAUAUUGUUCCUGUCGUGACUACUUCUCUUUCUUCAAAUACUCAUGGUAUCAGUACAAGUAAUACUGUCAUUGUCAUGACUACUGAGUAUGAAAUUGUUCCCAUUACUCCUACCUAUACUAUCACUUCUGUUCUAAAGUCUACUACAAAUAAUACCCCUACUAUUGAUACUACUGAUUUUACUACCUAUACUAAUGAAAAUACCACUAAUUUCAACACUUUGGAUACAAAACCUACCAUGAAAAUAGAUGCUAACAUUGCUACUACUGCAACAUCAGCCUUGAGCCACACAACACUAAUUCUCACACACAAUGCUAACCCAGGCAUCAGUAGUACCAUGGCACAACCAUUUCAGCCACUACUGUGGAACUGUGGAUAUAUAUAUAUAUAUAUAUAUAUAUCCCUGCUACAGACUUCACACAUAAUCUCAGAAUCUCAGACACAUCCACAUUAGGCUCCAAACACUAUUGCUACAGAUGUAGUUAUUGAAAACUCAACAUGUUUCUUGAGUUACAAGACAUGAUACAAUAUCUGAGAGCAGUAUGAUGCUCAUGGAAUUAAAUCACCUCUCCAACAACAGUUAUUAACAUAACAGAUUAUUUAAUUGCUGAUGCUAAAAUAGCACUUUAUUUUCCUAUAGACUUUUCCAAAUACCAAGGGUACCUGUGUCAUAAUUUGUCAUUACACACACUAAAAGUAUUAUUGCCUCUGAAGAGACUCUAGCUUUUGCUACAGAUAUGGAAAAUGCUACCACUGAAGAUUUUGUAAAUAUCUUGACUUCGGGCACUGAA
This is a messenger RNA of Chinchilla lanigera (long-tailed chinchilla), 7549 nucleotides long. It is a transcript of the gene Mgam2, whose product is annotated as maltase-glucoamylase 2 (putative). Gene Ontology annotation, molecular function: alpha-1,4-glucosidase activity; carbohydrate binding. Gene Ontology annotation, biological process: carbohydrate metabolic process. Lineage: Eukaryota; Metazoa; Chordata; Mammalia; Rodentia; Chinchillidae. The record is from RefSeq and is a predicted model, not a curated record.